Bufo bufo (common toad) is the source of this 1697-nucleotide messenger RNA. RefSeq lists its product as uncharacterized. Lineage: Eukaryota; Metazoa; Chordata; Amphibia; Anura; Bufonidae. Gene Ontology annotation, biological process: regulation of gene expression. Gene Ontology annotation, molecular function: RNA binding. Gene Ontology annotation, cellular component: nucleoplasm. The transcript has 3 exons. Bases 378 to 1244 code for a protein of 288 amino acids. The record is from RefSeq and is a predicted model, not a curated record.
UCUGCUGUCCACUGUAACUGCCCAGUUUCCUGGCGCUUGCGGCCUCCGAUACAGGAAUCCGGCGAAUUGGUGUAUGCGCGGCGUCCGCCUGGUAGAAAAAACUGAUGCUUCUUCAGCUGUAAAAAAAAUCAAGCGAGCCGUGACAAAAACCUCUGAUCUCAUUGUGCUUGGCUUACCAUGGAAAACAACAGAGCAGGAUCUAAAGGACUACUUCAGCGCCUAUGGAGAAGUCAUUAUGGUCCAGGUUAAAAAAAAAGAUGCCAAAACCGGCCAUUAUAAAGGUUUACUGAAUAUGAAACCCAAGUGAAGGUGAUGUCCCUACUGGAAGAUGGUGCCAUUGUAGGCUGCCUAAUUCCAAGCAAAGCCUGGAUGAACCUAUGCGAAGCCAUAAGGUAUUUGUUGGCUGGUGCACUGAGGAUAUGACAGCGGAGGAGCUUCGCCAUUUCUUCACGCAGUACGGGGAGGUUGUGGAUUUGUUCUUCCCGAAGCCAUUUAGAGCCUUUGGGACCUUUGCCGAUGACCAGGUUGCCAAGUCUUUGUGUGGAGAAGGUCAUUGCCCAGUCUUUGUGUGGAGAAGAUCAUUGCCCAGUCUUUGUGUGGAGAAGAUCAUUGCCCAGUCUUUGUGUGGAGAAGAUCAUUGCCCAGUCUUUGUGUGGAGAAGAUCAUUGCCCAGUCUUUGUGUGGAGAAGAUCAUUGCCCAGUCUUUGUGUGGAGAAGAUCAUUGCCCAGUCUUUGUGUGGAGAAGAUCAUUGCCCAGUCUUUGUGUGGAGAAGAUCAUUGCCCAGUCUUUGUGUGGAGAAGAUCAUUGCCCAGUCUUUGUGUGGAGAAGAUCAUUGCCCAGUCUUUGUGUGGAGAAAAUCAUUGCCCAGUCUUUGUGUGGAGAAGAUCAUUGCCCAGUCUUUGUGUGGAGAAGAUCAUUGCCCAGUCUUUGUGUGGAGAAGAUCAUUGCCCAGUCUUUGUGUGGAGAAGAUCAUUGCCCAGUCUUUGUGUGGAGAAGAUCAUUGCCCAGUCUUUGUGUGGAGAAGAUCAUUGCCCAGUCUUUGUGUGGAGAAGAUCAUUGCCCAGUCUUUGUGUGGAGAAAAUCAUUGCCCAGUCUUUGUGUGGAGAAGAUCAUUGCCCAGUCUUUGUGUGGAGAAGAUCAUUGCCCAGUCUUUGUGUGGAGAAGAUCAUUGCCCAGUCUUUGUGUGGAGAAGAUCAUUGCCCAGUCUUUGUGUGGAGAAGAUCUGAUUAAGAGUCAGUGUUGACGUAUCUACAGCUAAACACUAUAGAGAGAGCCCUUUGGAGAGCGGUGGCAGAUUUCCAGGACCCAUCUUUGGGAAUUGUGGAUAUCCUAAUAACAGGCCAAACAAUAGGGGGGUGGUGGUGGCCUAAUAACAUGGGGGGUGGUGGUGGCAUGAACUUUGGGGCAUUCAGCAUUGACCCUACAAUGAUGGCGGCUGCUGCUCCGGCAGCCUUACAGAGCAGCUGGGGGAUGAUGGGUAUGCUUGCUAGUCAGCAGAAUCAACCUGGUCCACGGGGUAUCAAUCAGUGGCAAGGGAAUCAGCCAAGAGACCAGCCACAGAGUUUUGGCUCAGGUAGCAAUUCUUAUGGCUCCAACUCUGCUAUAGGCUGGGGUUCUCCUAAUGCUGGCUGCUGGUUUCAUUGGGGGCUUUGGCUCGAGCAUGGAAUCAGUCCUCUGGUUAGGGUAUGUAGAUAGU